Planococcus citri (citrus mealybug) is the source of this 3144-nucleotide messenger RNA. Its product is annotated as cytochrome P450 4C1-like. The coding region runs from base 667 to 2175 and encodes 502 amino acids. The transcript is spliced from 12 exons. The record is from RefSeq and is a predicted model, not a curated record. Lineage: Eukaryota; Metazoa; Arthropoda; Insecta; Hemiptera; Pseudococcidae. Gene Ontology annotation, molecular function: iron ion binding; heme binding; monooxygenase activity.
UUAGAAUGGAUCUUAUCUCGACAAAUUUUAGUAUAAUAUGUGCCUAUAUACCUAAACAUCUAUUUAUUUAUACAAUAUUGUUGACACCACCACCGCAGCAGGCUUUUGAAGAAGAAAAUAAAAACUCGUCGUCAAUCUAACGAGUUGCGAAAUCAACAAAAAAAAAAAACACUAACCUGACGCAGGUGAACACAUUUCAUGCGUCACUAGGGCUGAAUUGCAAUGGUAUGUUUAUUCAUAUCACAUUCGGGAGUCUAACUUACGUACCUACGUAAAUGCAUAUCUUAAAGAUCGCAAAGCUUACGGGAAAUACCGGUUAACCUCUCACCUCAAGAUGGAAAACUAAAGACAAAAAACAAGUACCAAUUUUUUUCCAUCAAAACGGUAUUUUCAUUUCAAGUUUUCAUAAUUUUGCAUAAGGGAGAACGCUCAAUUAUCUAAACCUAUCGUUAGGUAAAAACCCAUCAUUAUGUCUGCUGACCUGGUGGUUGAUCAUUCGAGACAUAGAUAAUCGAACAUUUGUGAGUGAAUUUUUCUGUACAAUAAUUUACAAUAACGUGAAUACAGUGGAGCUUAAACACGUAGUCUAUUGUCGCAUUUUACGAGUAGUUAUAAAAAAAAUUACAUCACAAAAUUUUCGAAAGUGAGUCGCUCAAAAAAGUAAAUAUGAGUAUUAUACUGACGUGUGUGUGCGUGAUAAUAAUCGCGUUUCUGGUGCAUCUUACACGUAAAACUAGAAAUGAAAGAUUUUACCAACUCAUCGAGCAGUUUCCAACGCAUCCAAGUUAUUAUCCUUUACUUGGGAAUGCACAUUUGCUGGCUGGUUCGCUUGAAGGUCUAUUGAAAAAAAAGGAGAAAUUGAUGGAGUCGUACGACCGUCUGUUGUACUGGUUGGGUCCAGUACCGAUAUUGCUAUUGAAAAAAUGCGACGAUAUCGCGGCGGUUCUAAAUCAAUGCGUUGAACGUGAAGAUCUCGGCAUCAUGAAAGAAUGGAUGGGAACAGGAAUGCUAAACGCAGAAGUUGAAGAAUGGAAAAAAUCCAGACGAGUUAUAGGACCAGCAUUCAAUUCGGACAUGCUGUCUAAAUACGGAAAAAUCUUCAAUGAAAAAGCAGCAGAUCUUGUCGAAAAUCUGAGACCAGCUGCAGAGAAUGGUGAAGAAGUAGAUGUUUUGGAUUUCUUAAGGCAUGCAAAUCUAGACUCCGUCGUAGGAACAUCAAUGGGAAUUUCGAUUGGCGACUAUGGAAAAGAAGGAGAAAAAUUUAGUUAUUCAGUGAUGGAAACCAUGAAACAAGGGACCAAGCGUAUCCAAUAUCCUUGGCUGAUUCAACAUCACAUCUACAUGAUUUAUUUGAAACUAACAGGAAAACUUCAAGACAUCGCACAUUUGCAGUAUCUGCCCUCUAAGAUAAUAAGAGAUAAAAUGAAUAGUAUUCGAAAAUCACGAGAGAAAAAUGACUCAGGAGACGAAGAUCAUGUACCCGAAUCAAUGAUUGAUUUAAUAACCAGAGAAAGCUCCAGAGAACUUGGUUUCGAUGAAAUACGUAUGAGAGAUGAAUUACUUCUGAUGGCAGCUGGGGGAGUAGAAACGACAGCGUUGGGUGUCAGUUUUUUAAUGCUGAUGUUGGCUAUGCAUCAAGAUGCUCAGCAAAAAGCAUACGAAGAGAUCGUAGAAUUAACACAAGACCGUGACUUUCUCACUGAGAAUGAGAUGAACGGUCACUUCAAAUUCUUGGAGAAAUGUAUCAAAGAAACACUAAGGAUGUUCAGUCCAGUAAUGGUAACCACCAGACGUACCACAAAAGAAGUCGUAUUGAAAGAUGAAAAAAUAAUUCCAGCAAAUUUAUUCGUCGUGGCUUUUAUAUAUUUAUCAAAUCGAGAUCCUGAUACAUUCGAAAAUCCAGAUAAAUGGGAUCCGGAAAAUUUUAGCGAACAAGCUUUGGAAAAACGAUCUAAAAAUAGUCAACUAAAUUUCGGUGUUGGGCCAAGAUCUUGUAUAGGAUACAAGUACGCGAUGAUGUCCCUCACAGCUCAAAUCGUUUACGUUUUACGUUAUUAUCAUUUAACAACUAGCAUCAAAGAAUUUACAAAGGAUAAUUUGAAAACCGACCUUUGUAUCAGAAGUAAAAUUGGAUACCCUAUCAAACUUACACCUAGAUCACCAGCAAAGCGGUAAAAAAUGAUGGAAGAUAAAGAACCCAUGAAACUGUACUUGCUGAUUCAUAAACGAACAAAUUAAUUUGCAGUUUUAAAAAUGAAAAUUGAAGUGAUGAAUUGAACGUCUAAUCAGUUCAUUUCUACAGAAAAACUAUCGGGUAUAAAUCUUCGAAAUCAUCUGUAUAAUUUUGGAUGCUAAUGCAUUAGAAUUUAUGUUGUUUAUUUAAAUACCUACCUACCUAUCUAUACAAAAAAUCGAAUUUUUGACAAAUUUCAGUAUCUAUAAGUAACCUAUCUAUUUUUUUUUUUUUUUAAUCAACUUGUCUACUACGUAUUAGAAAUGAAAAAAAGGUACAUUGAAAUCUGUCUCAAUUUAUGCUUUACAUUUUUGAAGAAAUAUAAAAUUAAAGUAAACAUUCCGAGACCAUUUGAUAAUUAUUCUAUACUUACUUGCUUCUCUUUUUCAUGGAUUAUAAAAAUCCUAAAUUCUCACCAAGCAACAUAGGUAGGUAGGUGAUUUUUUCAUGAAAUUAAAUUCAUCAUCAAAGCGAUGAAAGCAAGAGAAAAAAACUGAUCUGGAAAUCUUGAAAUCCGUAAAAAAUAGUUAAAGUACAUAUUAACAUUGAAACAAUUUCAUUUAUUUUUUUCCUAAAAUACAAGUCCAUUCUCAUAAGGGGUAAAAAAAUUCAGACCGAAACGCCAAUUUAUGAAAAUAAAUAAAUUUGUAGCAUUUGGCAUAAUAAACGCCACUGAUUUUAAAGUGAUUCUCAGAAUAACACGUAUUAGUAGCUAGAUCUUAUAUUGACUAUUUUUUUAUAUUUGGAACUCGCCUUCCUUAGAAUUCCUUACAGUAAUACUUACAUUAUGCAUAUAGGUAUUUAAUGAGUUCCGAUGUCCGAAAACGACCCGACUUAUAGAGCAUUAUAUGUACCUAAUUUAACAAGUUAUUAAAUCAAACAGAAUAAAUUUGUCUUGAUUUUUAAGAUGA